Molecule: messenger RNA, 1384 nt
Organism: Nannospalax galili (Upper Galilee mountains blind mole rat)
Lineage: Eukaryota; Metazoa; Chordata; Mammalia; Rodentia; Spalacidae
Exons: 6
Source: RefSeq, a predicted model, not a curated record
CUAAGAAAUCUUCAAAGCAAACUUUUCUUAAAAGAAACUUCGUUGCAAGAGAUGAAGACUGAAUUAGAAAAUUACAAAGAAAAUAAUGCCCCACAGUCGCUACAGAUAAUGUCCCUGAGAGAUGAUGUCAAGGACCUUCAUGAGCUUACUGCUUCUCUAAUGAAAAUUAACAUUUUGAAAAAUCUUAAUCAGAGUCUUGAAAGAGGCAACUCAGAUCUAAUUGAACGAGUUAUUGAACUAGAAAACUGUCUAAGGGACUAUCGGGUGGAAAGAGGAAAAGCAGAGCAAAACGCAGAUCUUUUGGAGAAAAGACUGUCCUGCUCCUGCAGAGUCCCUCCCCGUAUGAAUUUGAAAGGACAAGAAGAUUCUUUGGAUAUUUUCCCAGUCAAGGAUAAGGGUGAAGCUGACCUGGCCACCAGCUUUGAGAGGGACAUUUUUAACUCCAAACAACCAGAUGAUGGGCAGAAAAUUUCAAAUAAGUGUCAACAAGAUUUGAUCCACAAAGAGACACUAACAUCUGAGUCAGACAGACCUCCGCAUUUCUGCAGCUGGGAAACGACACCUGAGCAAGCCCAUCAUCAGGAUUUCCUUGGUCAGUUGGCUACUCUUCUGAGUGACAGAAUUGGCCCCAUACCAGCCACAGAGGAAGCAGUGAAAGAGAGGAUCCAGGAAAUGGGUGCAAACGAACAAUUGUGGAAAUCUAGAACUGAAACUUUGCAGCAGGAAAUUCAGGUGCUCACUAAGAGGCUGGAGCAGCUGUACCAUCUUUAUGAAGAAGCUUCUCAAGAACCACCCCGAACUGAAGAAAAUGACAGGGAGCAAAAAAUACCCUUGAAACAUCUGGAAGGAAACAUUGCUGUCAGUGACUUUUCUCCGGAGAGAUUAGACAUGGGCAAGAAGAGAGAGAACUCCAGGACUCAGGCUUCCCUGACAGAUAAGCACAACAAGAAGUUCAAACAGUUGGAAAUGUUAUUAAAUAUUCGUCAGAAUUCAGUGAUGGCUACAACUCCAAGAAUGGAGGAGAAAAUUCAGAGACUUCAGAAACAGCUCAGUGAUUUGAAAUUGUCAAAUAAAAAUAUGAAAACCCAACUGACAAGAAUAAAUGUCCUUAAACUUGCUGACUUUCGAGAAACUAUUAUGAAGAUGUUGGGAUUUAACAUGAAAACAGCAGACAAAGAAGUCAUCAAUAAGCUGAAGCUUGUGAUACGAGUUUAUGAAAUCUCCAAAAGACCAAAGAUCGCUUCUGAUUGUGAGACUGGACAGGACAGAUGAGCACAGCUCUGCCUUUGCAGUACUGUGCAGAGCUCACGGUGCAGCUGCUUUCUACAGUGUCUUGAGUGUGUCUACGUAAUGAAUAAAAUGCACUGGAAAAUUUUCACUUAAA